Drosophila obscura is the source of this 3871-nucleotide messenger RNA. RefSeq names its product zinc transporter foi (gene foi). The coding region runs from base 223 to 2403 and encodes 726 amino acids. Gene Ontology annotation, molecular function: zinc ion transmembrane transporter activity. The transcript is spliced from 5 exons. Gene Ontology annotation, biological process: intracellular zinc ion homeostasis; zinc ion import across plasma membrane. NCBI's taxonomy places the organism in Eukaryota, Metazoa, Arthropoda, Insecta, Diptera, Drosophilidae. Gene Ontology annotation, cellular component: membrane. The record is from RefSeq and is a predicted model, not a curated record.
UUGCAGAUCCAAACUCAGAACUGAGCCCGUGAAUUGAUGAUUGACUGAUUGAUUGAUCAACUGACUGAAUAUAUCUAAUGAUUGCUGGGCAGUAAACCGCAACAGCCGAAAACGAAUCAGCAUCAGAAUCAUCCGCAACUAUAUUGAGCAUUUGUUCGUUUGAGCCAGAGAGAAGAACAAGAAGAAGAAGCAGAAGAAGAAGGGGAAUAAGCGGCCGAGAAGAUGGCGCGUCACAUAAUGGCCGUUUGUGUGGUCUGCCUCCUGUGUGCCCAUCGCCUGCACUGCCAGGAUCAUGUGGAGAGCCUGCUCGCAGGCGCCACCGUGCGGCACAGCCAGGAGCAGCUAAAUGCGCGCGUCUACACCAGUCUCUCCAGUCCCUCCAGUGAAACCACCGAUCAGAGACAGCAACUAGCUAUCGACGAUACCCAGAAUUACAGCACAAGUCCGCCCUCGAGAAGAGACAAGCGGCAUGCGGAGCAUGGCCCCAGCCAUGGCCAUGGCCAUUCCGAGCCACAUGUCCCGCAGCUCACCAAGUACUUUCUCGACAAGCUGAUGGCCGAGCAGGAGGCGAUGGACAGCAGUGGCUUCAACAGUUUCCUGCAGCAGAUAAACCUGCCCUCGAUGGUCUCCAGCGAGGGAACCUGCGUGCCUGCUAGUCGCCUGGUGCAACAUGUCCAGCCCCACGAUCUCUCCCAUCACAGUCACAGCCACAGCCAUAGCGAGGAGUCGGAAGGAGAGGAGCUCCAGCUAAAGAACUGCACCCUGGGCAACAAUGGCACCAACUCCAACAUUGUAUGCCCACCCCUGCUGCCACACAACAGCAGCAGCAGCAGCUCCCAACAUAUGCCAGAGGAACCCGCAAACUAUACACUCAGCGAACGAGAUAUGCUCCAUCUGUGUCCUGUGCUGCUGCACGAACUGAGGGCACAGACCGGAGGCUGCAUAGAGCUGGAUGUGCUGGACGAGAUCGAUAGCACGGAGAAGUUGCUGGUCGGGGAAAAGGAUAUGUUCUACGUGUGGGUCUAUGCCUUCAUUUCGGUGUUUGCCUGCGGCAUCCUCGGCCUGGUCGGGGUGGCCAUCAUACCCUUUAUGGGCUCCCGGUAUUACAAGCACAUAAUCCAGUAUCUGGUGUCGUUGGCCGUGGGCACAAUGACAGGCGAUGCAUUGCUCCACUUACUGCCGCAUUCGCUGGCUGGACAGGAUGAGCGAGGCAUGAUCAUGAAGGGCUUGGGCUGCCUGGGCGGCAUCAUCUUCUUCUACAUAACAGAGCAUGCGCUGACGAUGAUCUCCGAGUGGCGGAAGAGCGUGGAGAAGAAGGAGACCAAGAAGCCAUCGCGUGCGAAGGUGAUGCGCGAUCCGGACUCGUCGGUGAACAACUCCGUGGCGGGGGACAAGAUCUGCAAGCAGAAGUACAGCUCCUAUCCGUACUGCUACGAUGAGAUUACGAUGAACAACAAGCAGAGCGAGUGGAUGCAUCUGCCCGGUGACGGUGUGGCUGCCUCUGCGGCAGGAGCAGGCGGCGAUGCGGCGUCCGCCUCUGAGAUACGCAAUGGACUCUCCGAUCACGAUGGCUCCAGUGAAAUGGCAGCAGCCGCAGAGUCGCUGCUCUCCACGCUGCACACAAACUGCGUGGAGAUGAACCACCACAACCACAAUCACAAGCAUAACAACCACCAGCAGCAGCAGCAGCAGCAUCAGGAGGCGCAGGAUAACAAUACCAUUGUCACGGAUCUGGAUGGGAAUGCCGUGUAUGCCGCCUCGAACAGCAACAAGGUGGCGGAUGGUGGCAAGGACGGCAAGAACGAUCAUGUGACAGUCAUUCUAAGGGAGCACGAGUCAUCGCAUCAUGGCCACAGCCAUCGGCAUGGGCACGUCCAUUCGCCGCCAGAGACGCUGAGCGCCGUGGCCUGGAUGAUCAUCAUGGGCGAUGGGCUGCAUAACUUCACCGAUGGCAUGGCCAUUGGAGCGGCAUUCGCCGAGAAUAUUGCCGGUGGCUUUUCCACCUCGCUCGCCGUCUUCUGUCACGAGCUGCCCCACGAGCUGGGCGACUUUGCCAUUCUGAUGAAGGCGGGCAUGUCUGUGAAAUCGGCUGUGUACUACAAUCUGUUGACGGGUGUCCUCAGCUUCAUUGGCAUGAUCUUUGGCAUUGCCUUUGGCCAGUCGCAGGAUGUGGCCCAAUGGAUGUUUGCCGUAGCAGCGGGUCUCUUUAUAUACAUUGCCCUGGUCGAUAUGAUGCCUGAGAUAUCGGCCUCACACAAGUCCCUGGCCCAGUUCCUGCUGCAGAUACUGGGCAUGCUCAGUGGCGUGGGAAUCAUGCUGAUUAUUGCCCUCUUCGAGGGCGAUCUGAUGAACGUAUUUGGCACCGCGCCGCCCAGUGCCGCCCACCAUCAGCACGUGCAUUAGAGCGAGUAGCCAGUGGCAAGUAGGGAGGGGAGCAACCAACCACCAACCAGCAACUACCAACCGCAGCGAAUCUUAUAGCGUAGCGUAUUAUGUGAAUUGCAGCGAAUUUUGUGUAUUAACUGCAUUUUUUUUUGCUUUCCGUCAGGUCUAGGAUUUUUGGUUUCAAUUAUUAUUUGUUUAAUUUUUUGUUACACCUUGCACAUAUAUACACACACCACACACACACACAUACAGCUAGAUCAACAGGUUAUCAAUUAUAAAAAGAAAAAAGGCAUUUGUUAUCCAGUUUUUGAAACACCCACAAACAGGCAACAGGCAACAUGCAGCAUGCCACAUGCAAUGCGGUUCAUUUUUGUUCCUAACUUUUGCUACAAAACUGAAAAGGAGAGAAAACAUUUACAGAGAAUAGAGCGGAGAAUGUAUGGGCCUUGCGCUGGAGCACGGACCCACCGAUUACUGAUUACUGCUACACUAAAACGGAAACGGAAACAGAACCUUAACACUUACGAAACAUACGAUUGUAGGAUAUAUAUAUAUAUGUAUACAUAUACACUGGUACUAUAUGCAUACACACAUAUGUACACCAUAUGCAUGGGUACAUAUAGUUUUUUUUGUAUUUUGUAGUAGUCUAGGGUGCGCACGAGACGUUUACUUUACGCGAGUUUAACACACAUUCUGUAAGCAAAAUGUCAGCGAUUACUUAAAGAUUUCGAAGCUACAUGUUAUCUACAUUUGGAGAUCGAGCCAACCCCCCACCCAUUUAAGUUUAAUUUAUUAUCGUAUUUGUAAUACAUUUCAAACGAAAACUAUUCUAAAUGCACGCUCAUACAUAAUUUUGCCAACUCUCCUGAAACGAAAUUUCGUUUAAUUAUGAUUUAUUUUUGUAAUAAAACAAAUCGGAAAUAUAUAAUUGCAUUGCCCUUAUUUUAUGGUUUAAUUUUGCUUUGAUUUUGUAUGUUUAAUUUGCGCACACAAACUAACACGAAACGAAAGUGAUUGUGAUUCAAAAUGAGUAACUAAACAUUUGUAAAAUGUUGCGACUUUGAUGAGGAAACAAACACCCCACACCCCAAAAACCACACACCAUACACCACAUCCCCCCCCCCACAUACACAGAUCUGAAAACGAAACUACGAGUAUCACUUUAACUGAGCAACUAACAAUAUUUUCUAAAAAGCCCACACACUAUAUGCUAAAGAGGCAGUAAAACCUAUAGAUAUACCAUACACUUAGCUGUAAGCUCACUGAAAACUACGAAGAAUGGAAAUCAAAGGAUGCGGAGAACUUUGGAGAAAUUGAUGUAAAAUUACUUUGGUGAUAUCAAGCAAAAGGCAAUUGAAACGACUAAACGAAAUAAGUUUACAAUAAUAUUAAUUAAACAAAUAUAAAUGUAUGUGUGUCGUGUAAGUGUGCACCAGCACACGCAAAUUGGAGCGUAUUUUGCUACAUUUAAGUUUACCUUAAACAC